AUGUCCAAACUCGCAAACCGCGCAGCCGACUGGGCCGACGACGAGGAGUUCGAUGACCCCUCGGCCCUCCCCGCACAGCAAGUCAUUACGAACAAGGAUGGAACGAAGACUGUUAUCUCCUACCGCUUCAACGACGAGGGAAAGAAGGUGAAGGUCACCCGCAAGAUCAAGACGACCAUUGUGAAGGAACAUGUGAACCCCAAGGUUGCGGAGCGCAGACAGUGGGCCAAGUUCGGCUUGGAAAAGGGCCAUGCGCCAGGACCCUCUUUCGACACGACCUCCGUUGGAGAGAACAUCAUUUUCCGACCUAGCGUGAACUGGAAGGCACAGGCAAAGGAGGCUGAGAAGGAGGGCGAGAAGGGUGGCAUCAAGGACCAGCUCAAGGACAAGAAGGUCAAGUGUCGUAUCUGUAGCGGAGAGCAUUUCACUGCUCGCUGUCCCUACAAGGACACCAUGGCACCUGUCGACGAACCGACUGCUGGAUCUGGACUGGAUCUGGACGACGACGAGAGACCAGCUGCUGGCGGCCUGGGCGCUGGUAACAGCAGCUACGUUCCACCUCAUCUGCGGAAGGGCGGUUCUGGUGCUGGCGAGAGAAUGGCUGGCAAGUUCGACAGGGACGAUCUGGCGACUCUGAGAGUCACAAACGUGAGCGAACUUGCAGAGGAGCAAGAGCUGCGGGAUUUGUUCGAGCGCUUCGGUCGCGUCACCAGAGUCUUCCUUGCAAGAGACAGAGAAACCCAGAGAGCCAAGGGCUUUGCCUUCAUCAGUUUUGCAGACCGGACCGAUGCUGCGCGCGCUUGCGAAAAGAUGGAUGGCUUCGGUUACCGUCAUCUUAUCCUGCGCGUCGAGUUUGCCAAGCGAGCUACUUAG
Molecule: messenger RNA, 873 nt
Organism: Paecilomyces variotii
Lineage: Eukaryota; Fungi; Ascomycota; Eurotiomycetes; Eurotiales; Thermoascaceae
Product: eIF-3 RNA-binding subunit
Exons: 4
Coding region: 1-873 (290 amino acids)
Cellular component (GO): cytoplasm; eukaryotic translation initiation factor 3 complex
Molecular function (GO): translation initiation factor activity; RNA binding
Source: RefSeq, a predicted model, not a curated record